Messenger RNA from Zygotorulaspora mrakii, 687 nucleotides. It is a transcript of the gene SOD2, whose product is annotated as superoxide dismutase SOD2. NCBI's taxonomy places the organism in Eukaryota, Fungi, Ascomycota, Saccharomycetes, Saccharomycetales, Saccharomycetaceae. Gene Ontology annotation, biological process: superoxide metabolic process. The record is from RefSeq and is a predicted model, not a curated record. The transcript has a single exon. Gene Ontology annotation, cellular component: mitochondrion. Bases 1 to 687 code for a protein of 228 amino acids. Gene Ontology annotation, molecular function: superoxide dismutase activity; metal ion binding.
AUGUUGGCUAGAAGUGCAAUUAAGAAUGUUGGCAAAACCAGCUCGGUGUUUGUCGCCAAGAGAACCAAGGUGAGCUUGCCAAAGCUGGACUGGGAUUUCGAUGCGUUGGAGCCAAAUAUCUCCGGUCAGAUCAACGAGUUGCAUUAUACCAAGCACCACCAAACGUAUGUGAACGGGUUCAACACCGCAGUUGAGCAACUGGAAGACCUGAACUGCCAGUUGAAGUCCGAUCCCUCGCCGACGAUUGCGAAAAAAAUCGUUGGUGUGCAGCAAAACUUGAAGUUCCACGGUGGUGGGUACACCAACCAUUGUCUGUUCUGGAAAAACUUGGCCCCCGAGUCGCAAGGGGGAGGGAAACCACCAGGCGGCGCCUUGGGAGAGUCCAUCAAGAGCCAAUUUGGCUCCUUGGACAACCUGGUUUCUUUGACCAACUCCAAAUUGGCCGGCGUGCAAGGUUCCGGCUGGGCCUUCAUUGUCAAGAACUUGGAAAAUGGCGGUAAAUUGGAUGUGGUUCAGACUUACAACCAGGAUACUCUAACGGGCCCAUUGGUUCCGUUGGUCGCUAUUGACGCCUGGGAACACGCCUACUACCUACAAUAUCAAAAUCGGAAAGUUGAAUACUUCAAGGCUAUCUGGAACGUCAUCAACUGGGCUGAAGCUUCAAAGAGAUUCGACGAAGCCAAAUAG